Molecule: messenger RNA, 5448 nt
Organism: Podarcis raffonei (Aeolian wall lizard)
Lineage: Eukaryota; Metazoa; Chordata; Lepidosauria; Squamata; Lacertidae
Gene: CFTR
Product: CF transmembrane conductance regulator
Exons: 27
Coding region: 305-4756 (1483 amino acids)
Biological process (GO): chloride transmembrane transport; bicarbonate transport
Cellular component (GO): cytosol; apical plasma membrane; plasma membrane
Molecular function (GO): ABC-type transporter activity; chloride channel activity; ATP hydrolysis activity
Source: RefSeq, a predicted model, not a curated record
GUACGGGGCGGGAAGGCGAGGGCAGGCUUAUGAAGCCGAGCGGGCGCGCAGAGGCGGGGAGAGGGGCAGGAGAAAGAGGGAGGCGGUGACCUAAGGGAGGAUAAGGUGGGAGAGCGCAGGGCCAACAGCGAGGACGACUUCGCUUCUCUUUUCCCCCUCCCCCUUUCCCAAUUCGGAGGCAAGAGUAUAAACGGCGCGGUUCCUCGAGAGGCCGAAAUCUCCCCCCCUCCCCUCACCGGCCCCGCCGCGCCCACCCUCUUCCUUUGGUGUCCGCUGCGCACAGCAGCCUGGACGGUGAAAGACCAUGCAGAGGUCGCCUCUGGAGAAGGCGAACGUCUUCUCCAAACUUUUCUUCAGGUGGACAAAACCGAUUUUGAGAAAGGGUUACAGACAACGCCUGGAAUUAUCAGACAUUUAUCAAAUCCCUGCCACAGAUUCUGCAGAUAAUCUUUCUGAGAAAUUGGAAAGAGAAUGGGACAGAGAGCUGGCUUCAAAGAAAAAACCCAGACUCAUCAAUGCUCUCAGAAGAUGUUUUUUCUGGAAAUUUAUGUUCUAUGGAAUAAUACUAUAUUUAGGGGAAGUAACGAAAUCUGUGCAGCCUCUUUUGCUGGGGAGAAUUAUUGCUUCCUAUGAUCCGUCCAAUUCACACGAACGAUCAAUAGCUUACUAUUUAGCCAUAGGACUCUGCCUUCUCUUCGUUGCGCGGAUGUUGCUUCUUCACCCAGCUAUAUUUGGCCUCCACCACAUCGGGAUGCAAAUAAGGAUAGCAAUGUUCAGCUUAAUCUACAAAAAGACCUUAAAAUUAUCAAGCAGAGUCCUUGACAAUAUAAGCACUGGACAACUUGUUAGCCUCCUUUCAAACAAUCUGAACAAAUUUGAUGAAGGUUUAGCUUUAGCUCAUUUUGUGUGGAUUGCACCUUUACAAGUCUUGCUGCUGAUGGGACUUCUCUGCGAGAUGCUGCAGGCCUCGGCGUUUUGUGGACUUGGUUUCCUAAUUCUUGUUGCCUUUUUCCAAGCCUGGCUAGGGCGAAUGAUGAUGAAAUACAGAGAUCAGAGAGCAGGAAAGAUCAAUGAGAGACUUGUACUCACUGCAGAAAUGAUUGAGAAUAUACAAUCAGUCAAAGCUUACUGUUGGGAGAAUGCAAUGGAAAACAUGAUUGAAAGUGUGCGUCAACCUGAACUGAAGCUGACCCAAAAAGCUGCUUAUGUGAGAUAUUUCAAUAGCUCAGCAUUCUUCUUCUCUGGAUUUUUUGUGGUGUUCUUGGCUGUGCUUCCGUACGCACUGAUCUACGGAAUUAUUCUCAGGAAAAUAUUUACCACCAUCUCAUUUUGCAUUGUUCUUCGAAUGGCAGUCACUAGGCAGUUUCCUUGGGCUGUGCAGACAUGGUAUGAUUCUCUUGGAGCAAUAAACAAAAUACAGGAUUUCUUGCAAAAAGAAGAAUACAAAACUCUGGAAUAUAAUUUAACAACCACAGGCCUUGAGCUGGAUAAAGUAACAGCCUUCUGGGAUGAGGGAUCUGCGGAGUUCUUUGCAAAAGCACAGCAGGAAAAUGGCAACAGGAAAAUAUCCACUGCUAGUGAUGGUCUCUUCUUCAGCAACUUCCAACUUCAUUUUACUCCUGUCCUUAAGGACAUCAACUUCAGAAUUGAAAAGGGAGAGAUGCUGGCUGUUGCAGGGUCUACUGGAGCAGGAAAGACUUCUCUCCUGAUGAUGAUCAUGGGAGAGCUGGAGCCUUUGGAAGGUAAAAUUAAACACAGUGGAAGGAUUUCCUUUUGCCCUCAAGUAUCAUGGAUCAUGCCUGGAACAAUUAAAGAAAACAUCAUCUUUGGGGUUUCCUAUGAUGAAUUCCGAUACAAGAGUGUCAUCAAAGCCUGUCAGUUAGAAGAGGACAUUUCAAAGUUUCCAGAAAAAGAUGAUACCGUUUUGGGAGAAGGUGGAAUCACUCUCAGUGGUGGUCAGCGAGCCAGGAUCUCUCUUGCCAGAGCAGUAUAUAAAGAUGCUGAUUUAUAUCUCUUGGAUUCCCCUUUUGGUUAUCUAGACAUGUUAACAGAGAAAGAAAUAUUUGAAAGCUGUGUUUGCAAACUUAUUGUCAAUAAAACUAGAAUACUUGUUACAUCGAAGCUGGAACAUUUGAAAAUAGCAGACAAGAUACUGAUUUUACAUGAAGGAACUUGUUAUUUCUACGGGACAUUUUCUGAACUUCAGGGUCAGAGACCCAACUUUAGCUCUGAGCUGAUGGGAUUUGAUGGUUUUGAUCAGUUCAGCACAGAUCGAAGGAACUCCAUUCUAAGUGAAACGCUGAGGAGACUUUCUAUCGGUAGCGACGGCAUGGGUGCACCAAACGAAAUAAAGAGAACGUCUUUUAAACAGACCUCAAACUUUGUGGAAAAAAGGAAGAACUCGGUCAUGAAUGCGCUGAAUUCUAGCAGGAAGUUCUCCUUUAUGCAAAAAACUCCACUGCAGGUCAAUGGUAUAGAAGAAGGCCUUGGGAAACCCGUAGAAAGAAGGUUUUCGUUGGUACCAGACUCUGAACAAGGAGAGGCAAUUCUGCCACGCAGCAAUGUGAUCAAUGCAGGACCCACGUUUAGAGAACAUAGAAGACAGUCUGUGCUUAACUUGAUGACCCGAACAUCAGUUCACCAACGUCAGAGUUUUUACAAAAAGGGCAACGUAUCCAUACGUAAAAUGUCAGUAGCCCACCCGUCUAGCGAGACAGAUAUCUAUGCCAGGCGCUUGUCUAUGGACAGUGUGGCAGAAAUAAGCGAGGAGCUUAAUGAAGAGGAUUUAAAGGAAUAUUUUUGUGAGGAUUCAGAGACCUUGAGUGCUGUUACUACAUGGAAUACAUACUUCAGAUAUAUUACUGUCCACAAAAAGUUGAUUAUUGUGUUAAUUAUAUGUGUAGUUAUUUUUCUAAUUGAGGUGGCUGCUUCUCUUGCUGGUGUAUUGAUUAUCAAUAAGUUGUCUGUUUCAGAUAGCUCAAAUGCAACAAGAAAUGCUUCCUCCCAAGACGCGGAGGGCUAUGCAGUCAUCAUUACAGAGACUAGCGGCUAUUACAUCUUCUACAUUUAUGUGGGAGUGGCUGAUACCUUACUUGCCUUGGGCCUCUUUCGAGGCCUACCCCUGGUGCAUACUCUCAUCUCGGUUUCUAAAACCCUUCACCGCAAGAUGCUGCAUGCCAUCCUUCAGGCACCCAUGUCUUCCUUCAACACAUUGAAAGCAGGUGGAAUACUUAACAGAUUCUCAAAGGACAUAGCAAUAUUGGAUGACCUGCUACCACUUACAAUAUUUGACUUCAUCCAGUUAAUGCUCAUUGUGAUUGGUGCUAUAGCAGUAGUAUCAGUCAUACAACCCUACAUCUUCCUGGCAUCUGUGCCUGUGAUAGGAGCCUUUGUUAUGUUAAGAGCAUACUUCCUGCACACUUCUCAGCAGCUGAAACAACUGGAAUCUGAAGCAAGAAGUCCAAUUUUCACACAUCUUGUUACAAGCUUAAAGGGGCUUUGGACACUCAGAGCUUUCGGACGGCAACCUUAUUUUGAGACGUUAUUUCAUAAAGCCCUGAACUUGCACACGGCGAACUGGUUCCUUUAUCUGUCUACAUUACGUUGGUUCCAGAUGAGGAUAGAAAUGAUUUUUGUUGUCUUCUUCACCAUUGUGACCUUUGUUUCUAUUUUAACUACAGGUAACGGGGAAGCAACAGUUGGCAUUAUUCUUACACUAGCCAUGAAUAUUAUGGGAACCUUGCAGUGGGCCGUGAACUCAAGUAUAGAUGUAGACAGUCUGAUGCGGUCAGUGAGCCGAGUAUUUAAGUUUAUUGAUAUGCCAACAGAAGAAUCCAAAACUGCACCAUCUUUGAAAAAUGGAGAGCUUUCACGCACCCUCAUAAUUGAGAAUAGGCAUGCAAAGGAAAAGACUGUCUGGCCAUCUGGUGGGCAAAUGACAGUGAAGAAUCUCACGGCCAAGUACAUAGAUGGAGGACUGGCCAUACUCGAAAAUAUUUCCUUUUCAAUAAGUCCAGGACAAAGGGUGGGUCUUUUAGGAAGAACUGGCUCAGGGAAAAGUACGCUGCUCUUUGCUUUUUUAAGACUCUUGACCACAGAAGGAGAUAUUCAAAUUGAUGAUGUCUCCUGGAACACCGUCUCUGUGCAGCAGUGGAGAAAAGCGUUUGGAGUAAUACCUCAGAAAGUGUUCAUAUUUUCUGGAUCUUUUCGAAAGAACUUGGACCCUUAUGGACAGUGGACUGAUGAAGAACUUUGGAAAGUUGCUGAGGAGGUUGGACUGAAAUCUGUAAUAGAGCAAUUUCCAGGCAAGCUUGAUUUUGUCCUUUUGGACGGUGGCUGUGUCCUCAGCCAUGGACAUAAACAAUUAAUGUGUCUUGCCAGAUCAAUUCUCAGCAAAGCAAAAAUUCUUCUGCUGGAUGAACCAAGUGCUCAUCUUGAUCCUAAGACUUUCCAAGUCAUUAAAAAGACUCUCAAGCAGGCUUUUGCAAACUGUACAGUAAUACUCUCAGAACACAGGCUAGAAGCACUAAUGGAAUGCCAGCGAUAUUUGGUGAUAGAAGAGAACAAAGUCACGCAAUACGAAUCCAUCCAGAAGCUGCUCAGCGAAAAGAAUUCUUUCCGUCAAGCCAUCAGCCAUUCAGAUCGUGUCAGACUCUUCCCGGUGCAUCCCAGGAACUCAAGCAAACGGAUGUCCAGGCCUAAAAUUACUGCCUUGCAAGAAGAAACCGAAGAAGAAGUACAAGAAACCCGAUUGUGAAAAUUUAUCGAGGUGCUGUCUCGUUACAAUUUAACAGGAAGCAUUCUGGGAAAAUGUCAGAACAGGGCAUUGUUGAAAAUUGCCACUAAAAGAAGUGCAAAAGCAAGCACACGAAUAUGUAUAUAUCUGUGCAAAAAAACUUCAUUCCAAGGGCCAGUUUGGUUAUGAAGGAUUGGUGCAUUAGGCAGUAUCCCCGCCCCCCGAAGCUGCCCCCAUCUCUUCUGCUUCUUGUGCACAUAGGAAGAUCUUUUAUCAAGAUGGAUAAUCAAAAUUUCCAAACAUUUCAGUUGUAUUAGCUGCCUCUUUAAAAAUAAUGUGAAUGUCAUAACAAGCACAUCAAAGUCUACACUCGUCUUUUCAAACUGAAUCCAUAGCUCACUACAAAACACAGUGAAAAGCCUGCUUUUCUCUGUAAAAAACAACAACAAUCCAGCGUUUUAAAAAAUGCAUUUUGGGGUGGUUUGAGGUCAAGAGUUACAAAUGCAGGUCAUGAAUUAUAUUUAUUAUUACACAAAUUAUAAAUAUUUAGGCUGUCAACUAAACAGCAGAGACAUUUAUUUUCUGUGUCAUGGAGAACACAGCAAUUACCAUGCUUUUGUUCUUGAAAGUGCUGGGCUUUUCAAGUCAGUGAUAGUUGGUGUGCAAAACUGCUAUAUUUGUGGGAGAAUGAGAGCACCAAACAGGAAUAAUUU